GUUUGAUUGCUGUUGCAUUCCUGUUGAGUUGCUUGCCAACGAAACGCGGUUGUGUAGGCUAGGCCUAGUUUUUACCUUUUAUUUACGUGUUUGUUUAUUUCUCAUUUGCUAAAAUGAGUCGUCCAAUGAGCAGCUCAGGUCGCCGUCCUACCACAGGAAUGAGGCCUCCAUCAGGAAUGAAACAACCACCACCAGGAACGGCAAUGAGAAUGCCAACUGGAGCAAUGGUACCUGGAACUGGUAGACCAGGAACAAGAGGAGGUGGGGUACCAAUGACAGGAGGGGGUGGAGUGCUGGAUUCAAAGAUAAAUGUUGUUGAUCGACCAACAACCCAACAGGGUUUGGGAGGAAUGAGAACAGCAAAGAAAGGCCCUCAGCGUGUGGUCAUGGACAGGUCGUACUAUCUUGGGUUACUUCGGACCAAGAUGAGUGAGCUGUCUACAGAGAAUGCCAGACUUCAAAAAGAGAUUGACAUAGUUAAUGAAGAGAAUGAUAGCUUUCUAUCCUAUGAGAAAAGAGCGGAACUGAAGGCAAAUGAGAUUCGACAAUUACAAGGGCAACUGGGAGAUUACAAUAUGCUGCUUGAUAAGGUAAACACAGACACAGAGAUGGAUGAUGUUUUAGAAGACUACAAUGAGCUGAAAGAAAUGAAUGAUGAUGAGGCAAAGCAUGUAGACCAAAUAUUCUCAGAAAGACAAGAUAAAGAACAACAGAUUCUUCAGCUUGAGCAAGAGAUACAGCAGUGUCGAAGGAUGGCAGACACACUUAUUGAAGAUAUGGACCCUGCAAUGAAGCAGAAGUAUUUGCACUUGAAGAAGAACAGUGAGACACUGCUGCAGGACCUGGAAAGCAAACAACAGGAGCUGGACAUGAUCUCAAUGAAGAAGGAGAAUCUAGAAGAUGAAUUGUCCCAGUCUCAAGUAAAGCAAGAAGCAGUGCGUCUUUACGAACAACUUCAUGAGUUAGAAGCGAAGAAGACACAGUUGAUACAAGAAGAACAAUCGAAGGGAUCCCCGGCAGAGGAGCGUGAACGACUUCUGAAACAGGUGAAGGAAGAUAAUCAAGAAAUAGCAAGAAUUGAAAAACAGACAAAAGAUUUGCGAGGCAAAGUGGAAAGUUUACAAGAUGAAUUGCAGGAGUUGGACCAAGAACUAGAAGACCAUCAAGGUGAAAAGAACAGCAAGUACAAGGAAUUAAGGAAAAGAGAAGGAACCAUGGGUGAAUUCUUUGAGAGUUUUGAAGAAACAAAAAAGCUUGAGAUAGAAAGAACUGAGGUGUUACAGAGAAGCGUUGUUGCAUUACUUGGACACAUUAGCAGGAAUGUCGGUCGACAGAAGCACAUGCCAACUCCUAAGGAAUUGGCUCGCAUGCAAGAUGAUUUGAACUUCAAACAAAAUGAGAUGCAGAAGUCAGAAGCUACUGCAUCAUCACUGGCAGGUGAGAGUUCACGGUUGCAAGAGGAUCUGGAGAAGGUAGAGCAGCUGGAAAUGAAGAUUAAGGAAGAGAUGGAGCAGUUGACUGAUUCUAUUGAACAGAUGGAAAUGGAACUGAAGACAUACAUUGAUGUUGACACUGUCAAGAGAAAUGCUGAAGAAAGGAAGAAGAAACUUGGUCAAGAAAAAGUCAUUCUUGCUAAGAGAAAAGAUAUUUUCAAAAAGGAUAUGCAGGAUCUAUCCAGUCAGUAUGAGGCAUUGAAAGCCCAAUUGAGUGAGAAUGAAACAUAUGCACAACUUGGCAACAUGGAACGCAAAUGGCAACAUCAUGAACAGAACAACUUUGUCAUGAAAGAGUUCAUAGCUAACAAGGGCAUGGAGAGUGACUACCAGCCUAUUGUACGUGAUGUACAGCAACAGCUGAACGAGUACAACAAGAUAUUACAGGAUGAUCUCAUUAAAGUGGCCAAGAGAUAAUGAUGACGAGAGAACCCGAGAGGAUGAUGAUUGUUAAGGGGAGGUAACUAAGAAUGAUGAUGGUGUCGAGAGGGGCCUAAAGCUAAGGAUAAUUGGAGGAAGGGGCCUAGAGUUGAGGAUGACACCAGAGUAUCACCAGUUUGGUAUUCCACAAGUUGAAUAAGUAGAAUUGUUCAGUCACAGCUUUCCACUUCUGCAGGACUGUAAUUAACUGUGUUGAAUAAAGGAAAACAUGUUUUAUGUUUAAAGCUUUGUUUAUUUUUCACUGUAAUGAAGUGUUUUGUGUUUAGAUAGUAACAUGGAGGUAAUUUACCUCCAUGGUAAUAGUACAAACAAGAUAAUGGACCUAUCGGAGUGUCAAUCAAGCUUAAUAACUGACCAAUCAGAACACACCAGGAAUAUGUUCGUGUUCUAUAAACACAGGUGUUUGUCCCACAAACGCAUAAUUAUGUUUGCGUAUAUUUUAGCUUAACAAAAGUAUUCAAGGUGCAAGGCUCAAUGAAAAUCUACAUUAGAGCUUCUCUUAGGAUUUGGGAGUUGUUACCUGCAAGCAAUACUGUACCCCAUAGAGCUGUAUAUACUUUAUUUUAUUAUUUUAUACUUUAUAAAUAGGGAUUUGUCAAUUGUGUGAUGAUGGUAAGAUCUAAAAUGUAAUGACAUCAUGUGUUAUAUGCACAUGUAACAAUGUUAUGUUCUCAUUAUUGUCUGAAUUUUAGGAUAGAAAUCGAAAAGUUACUAAAGAUAACCUAACUUGUGGAAAACCGGAUUAUUACUUUGCAAUACAGUGUAUUAAUAUUGUUCAGUUUUUAUAUUUACUUGAAAAUGACUGAGAUUAUAGAUACCAAUUAAUACAAUUGUGUAAACAAUAUUGACGAUUUCAUGUUAGAAUAUAAUUUGGUGUAAAUUAAUGAAGAAUUACUGGAUUAAUGGAGAAUUAUAAUACUUAAUCCCUAUUGGAUUAAUGAAACUUAACCUUGAAUUUGUGUAAAAUCGUUUAUUUAUGUGAAUAUUAAUUACUUGAGUGUAAAUACAGAAGUAAUGUACAGUAUAUUAGUUAUUGAUGUGGCAAUUAAAAGUUAACGACUUUACCUA
This is a messenger RNA of Anneissia japonica, 3002 nucleotides long. Its product is annotated as intraflagellar transport protein 74 homolog. NCBI's taxonomy places the organism in Eukaryota, Metazoa, Echinodermata, Crinoidea, Comatulida, Comatulidae. Gene Ontology annotation, molecular function: beta-tubulin binding. Gene Ontology annotation, cellular component: cilium; intraciliary transport particle B; centrosome. The record is from RefSeq and is a predicted model, not a curated record. Gene Ontology annotation, biological process: intraciliary transport involved in cilium assembly; cilium assembly. The transcript has 20 exons. The coding region runs from base 114 to 1910 and encodes 598 amino acids.